Molecule: messenger RNA, 1302 nt
Organism: Vitis vinifera (wine grape)
Lineage: Eukaryota; Viridiplantae; Streptophyta; Magnoliopsida; Vitales; Vitaceae
Product: stemmadenine O-acetyltransferase
Exons: 1
Coding region: 1-1302 (433 amino acids)
Source: RefSeq, a predicted model, not a curated record
AUGGAAAUGAAGAUUGAUAUCCUUUCAACACAGCCCAUCAAGCCAUCUUCUCCAACUCCAAAUCAUCUCAGAAGCUUCAAAAUCUCGCUAUUGGAUCAACUUGCUCCUCCCUUUUAUGUCCCUGUUAUCCUACUCUUCUCUGCUGAUGAUUUCGACUGUGAAGCUGUUGAUCACGUCACCAUAUGUGAUCUGCUGAAGAGGUCUCUCUCCCAAACCUUAAGCCGCUUCUAUCCUUUAGCUGGGAAGCUCAAAGGAAAUGACAGUGUGGAUUGCAGUGAUGAUGGCGCUGUGUUCAUGGAGGCUCGAGCAAACGUUGAGCUCUCAGAAAUUCUGAGAGACCCGGAGAUAGAUUUGUUGCAGAAGCUUCUCCCAUGUGAACCGUACAGUGUGGGAUCAGAAUCAUCAGAUAGAGCAAUCACAGCCAUUCAAGCAACAAUUUUCGAGUGUGGCGGAAUAGGAAUUGGAGUAUGCAUGUCACACAAGGUGGCCGAUGGGGCAACGCUGGCCACUUUCCUCACCGCUUGGUCUGCAACAGCAAUGGGUACAGAUGAUGGCAUCACUCCCUUUUUGGACUCAGCGUCCCUCUUCCCACCAAGAGAUAUCAAUACGGUACUGUCCAGUGGUGUGAUCAGCCACGGUAAAACUCUAACAAGGAGAUUCUUAUUUGAUGCAGCAAGCUUAGCCCGCCUGCAGUCCAAAGCAUCCAAUUCUACCCGUGUAGAAGCUGUUACAUCUCUGAUAUGGAAGUCAGCCAUGGAUGUGGCCAGAGAAAAAUCAGGGAAGGACACCAUAUCAUCCAUUGUCACACAUGUAGUGAAUCUACGGGGGAAGACAGAGCCACCACUGUCGGAUCGCUCUUUAGGAAACCUAUGGCAGCAAGCAGUUGCAACAGUAACGGAGCAGGAAGGCAAGGUAGAGCUGGAUGACUUGGUGGGAAGGCUGAGAAGAGCAAUAAAAAAGGUAGAUAAGGAGUAUGUGAAGGAGAUUCAAGGCGAAGAAGGGCUAUCAAAGGCUUGUGGAGCCAUGAAAGAAGUCCAGAAAAUGAUCAUGUCCAAGGGAGAGAUGGAGCUGUACAGGUUUAGCAGUUGGAGCAGAUUUCCAUUUUAUGAAACUGAUUUUGGGUUUGGGAGGCCUAUCUGGGUGUGCACUAUUACUGCGCCUAUCAAGAAUGUGAUCAUUUUGAUGGACACAAAAUCUGGGGGUGGAAUAGAGGCUUGGGUGACAAUGGUUGAAGAAGACAUGACCAAAUUCCAACGCCACUAUGAGCUUCUGGAGUUCGUUUCAUCAACACAAAGUGCUUAA